AUGAGGGGGGAUCACAGUCACCCGACAGUUAUGCUCGAGGCGGUGGCCUCUCAGGAUUUAUGGAUUUGGCAUGUUUUUUGUGGUCCAGCAGGUUCACAAAACGACAUCAACGUGCUCCAACAAUCUCCGUUAUUUCUUACUGAGCGAAAUGGAACUGCACCAAAAUGUCCAUUUUACGUGAACAACCACUUGUACAAGCGUGGAUACUAUCUUACCGAUGGAAUCUACCCUACUUGGUACGUGUUUGUGAAAUCAUUUCCGUAUCCUCACAUUGUGAAAGAAAAGAAGUUUAAGAGGCAACACGAGGCGGAAAGAAAAGACGUGGAGCGGGCUUUUGGUGUUUUAAAGGCAAAAUGGCAUAUACUUUAUCGCCCGAUGCGUGCUACGAGUGUUAAAAAAAUUAGGAUGGUCGUAUAUGUGUGCAUUAUUAUGCAUAAUAUAAUUCUAAAAGACGACGGAAACGCGAUUGCACCGGUACAUAUUCGGGAUCCUCCAGUCGAGCCCGUUUUCGAAGACACUGCUUAUAACGAGCUCAUUGAUGAAGAUACGCAUUAUAGACUAAAAUAUGAUCUUGUGAAGCAUCUUGGAGAACAAGAUUUACCCCACCUUUUAGCGGAUUCCAACGACGAAUAG
Messenger RNA from Helianthus annuus (common sunflower), 633 nucleotides. RefSeq names its product protein ALP1-like. The transcript has a single exon. Lineage: Eukaryota; Viridiplantae; Streptophyta; Magnoliopsida; Asterales; Asteraceae. Bases 1 to 633 code for a protein of 210 amino acids. The record is from RefSeq and is a predicted model, not a curated record.